UAUUGGUGGGUAUUUUCAAGUUGGCCGUUUGGCAGAAGCACGUGAGAUUUUUGAUGAGAUGCCACGAAGGAAUGUUGUUUCCUGGACUACGAUGGUAUCUGGGUAUGUGCAUAACAACCACGUGGAUGUUGCAAGAAAGCUUUUUGAAGUGAUGCCGGAGAAAAAUGAGGUUUCAUGGACGGCAAUGCUAAUAGGUUACACUCAGUGUGGACGGCUUGAAGAGGCUUCAGAGCUUUUUCAUGCCAUGCCGGAUAAGUCAGUUGUUGCUUGUAAUGCAAUAAUACUUGGGUAUGGCCAAAAUGGAGAGGUAGCUAAAGCAAGGGAAGUUUUUGAUAAUAUGAGAGAGAGGGAUGAUCGGACAUGGAGUGCGAUGAUUAAAGUUUAUGAACGGAAAGGUUUUGAAUUGGAAGCACUUGACUUGUUUACUUUGAUGCAAAGAGAAAGUGUUAGGCCGAAUUUCCCUUCUUUGAUAAGCGUUCUAUCUGUUUGUGGCAGCUUGGCCAGCCUUGAUUAUGGUAGACAAAUUCAUGCGCAGUUGGUGAGAAACCAAUUUGAUCAUGAUGUAUAUGUUGCCUCUGUUUUGAUGACAAUGUAUGUUAAAUGUGGUAACCUUGUGAAGGCAAACCGGGUGUUUAACAGGUUUGCUGCGAAGGAUAUAGUUAUGUGGAACUCAAUGAUCACCGGUUAUGCCCAAUAUGGUUUAGGAGAGAAAGCCUUACAAGUUUUCCAAGAGAUGUGCACCUUGGGCAUAUCACCAGAUGAGAUCACCUUUAUUGGAGUUCUUUCAGCAUGUAGCUAUAGUGGGAAGGUAGAAAAAGGUCUUGAAAUUUUUGAGACAAUGAAGUCAAAGUACCAGGUGGAGCCAAGAACUGAACAUUAUGCUUGUAUGGUUGAUCUGCUUGGUCGAGCAGGAAAGGUAAAGGAGGCAAUGGAUUUAAUUAAGAAAAUGCCAGUUGAAGCAGAUGCCAUUGUUUGGGGUGCCUUAUUAGGCGCAUGCAGACAACACAUGAAAUUGGAUUUGGCAGAAGUUGCAGCGAAGAAACUUACAGAACUUGAGCCCAACAAAGCAGGGCCUUACGUCUUGCUAUCAAAUAUUUAUGCAUCACAGGGUAGAUGGCAUGAUGUCGCAGAGCUGAGGAAAAACAUGAGAACAAGAAGCGUUAGCAAGUCACCUGGCUGUAGCUGGAUUGAGGUCGAGAAAAACGUUCAUAUGUUUACUGGGGGAGAGAGCACGGGACACCCAGACCAUGCAAUGAUCAUGAGAAUGUUAGAGAAACUAGGUGUAUUGUUAAGAGAAGCUGGUUACUGCCCCGAUGCCAGCUUUGUAUUGCAUGAUGUGGAGGAAGAAGAAAAGGCACACAGCUUGGGUUAUCACAGUGAGAAACUGGCCAUAGCAUAUGGACUCUUGAAGGUACCCCAAGGGAUGCCCAUUCGGGUGAUGAAGAAUCUUCGCGUUUGUGGUGAUUGCCAUUCUGCAAUUAAAUUAAUAUCCAAAGUUAUGGGAAGAGAGGUCAUAUUGAGGGAUGCUAACAGAUUUCAUCAUUUUAAGGAUGGCUUGUGUUCUUGCAGAGACUAUUGGUGAUAGCAAACCUUGUGUUAUGGGGAUAGAUCCUAGGACAGACUGGUUUUGAGACAGGAAUCAUGCCUAGCAGAGUUUAUUGGUUAAAUUUUUUUUUAGACUGAAAAAUUUGACCAUGGCAGGCAGACAAUGAUACUUCAAAAAUGAUGAUACUAUAUUAUGCCAUGAGGAGAACUUGCUAAAAUUGUGUUGGUAUAUGGUUUUCAAAUCAAUCAAGCAAUUUGAGGUUCAAAUAUGGUCUUUUCUCAAGGAAACACUAUUUAGAUGCUCCUUAUGGCCCAAUUUUAUUGCAUUGUCCUCCAAAUUAUACAAUUGAUAACUUAGAGUUUAAGGUCUACCAUGAGGGGUCUGGAUUUGAAACGGUUAUGAAGUACUUUUCAGUGUAUGAUCAUGUGAGAAAGGCAUGGGAUGAUUGCUUAUAGAGGCUCGGCUCAUGUUCAUUUGCUGCAUUACUAGAAAAUUCUCUUAUGGUCAGUUGACUGUAUAAUUCAUGGCUGGAACAUGACAUGAUACACAAGGAGUUGAGCCGAGGAGGGUGGAACAUAAAGCUUUUGUUGCAAUGAAGUUCAUUCAAGAAGAGGUCAUCUUUUAACUAAUUUUAAAUUUCCCCCAGUUCCUAACGUACUAUGAUUUGCUUAUUAAUUUGUUGUUAUCAAAACCUCUAGUUUCCUUUAGGCCCUGCUAUCCACCAUCAAGUUAGUGAGAGUGUGUGCAUGCAUGAACUAGUAAAAGAUUUGAAUAGUGUUAUUCACAAUUGUUGUGUAAGAUUCUUUUGGAUUUUUCACUCCUCUUAGUGGAAAAUCUGUUAAUGAUUGCUUGCUACAUAGGUUGUUGCCGACAUGAUAUUGACUUCUAGAGCAUCUGGCACUGCGUAAUGUUGCAGACUUUGUUCUUCUUGUGCUUUGUUGUUUCUUGCUUUAUAAGAAUUUCUGUUCUUCCUACUGAAUGUAACGAUCAAAUUCGGGAGAGCCUCACUGAAAAUUGGGCAGGUAUUCUUCUUAUUCAAACUUUCAAUUCCUACUUUCAUGACCAGAUUUUCAUCACUUAUCUUCAGGAAUUGCCUCACGAAGACGGACCUUCAGAAAAGAUAUCGAGAUGACUUCUCAUGACUAUCCCCGAACAGGUGCAUAAAUUGUUGUAGAUGGUGUUUAGUUCUUGCUGUUUGUCUUCUACCUAAUCUUUACAAUACAAUUGGGAUGUAGGAACUUGCAGAAGUAGUGUAAAUGUAUUUUUCUACAUUUGAGACAUAGAAUGAUGUAAGAACUUCCCGCCUCCAUCUAUCAUACUGUCUAAGUGUUUAGAUUCAGAGGACACGGAAAAAAUUGCAGUUUCCUAAACGCAAUUUGCAUUUU
Molecule: messenger RNA, 2931 nt
Organism: Prunus avium (sweet cherry)
Lineage: Eukaryota; Viridiplantae; Streptophyta; Magnoliopsida; Rosales; Rosaceae
Biological process (GO): RNA modification
Molecular function (GO): zinc ion binding; RNA binding; protein binding
Source: RefSeq, a predicted model, not a curated record